CAACAAGACAACCACAGACACAUAACAAGCAAGAUGAAGGUAUCACUAGCAAAUCUGCUUUGCAUCACUGUCUUGGCUAGCUCUGGGACAAGCUUCCCAAUGGAGAGGAGAGGGGCUGCCACUGGUAAAGAGAAGAGAGUUCAGUAUGCAGCAUGGGAUGAUGUCAACGUGCUUGCACAUGGAUUGCUGCAGCUCGGCCAGGGUCUUAAGGAGCAUGUUGACAAGACCAAAGGCCAGAUGAGAGACAUCAUCAUCAAGAUGAAGGUCUUCAACGUCACCGUAUCCGAGCUUGGCAAGCUGACUCAGCGGCUGCAUGAAGACAGUGAAGCUCUGAAAGCCAAAGCCCAAAACCUAGAAGAACGUGAAUUUUUGGUCCUAAACAUGUCCAAGGAUCUGCAGGAGCAGACAGAAGAACUGCUCAGAGACAGACAGAAGGACCAUGAGAGAAUGAAUAAGCUGGAAGAAAAAGUAGAUGGCACGAUGCAAGGAGAGGGUCAGGAAACUGGAAACGGCAGCCACAGCAAUGCACGGAACAUUCAGUGGAUGUUGGAGGCGCAAAAUAAGCGCAUUGAUGACCUGGUUGAACGCAUCAAGCAACAGCAAGAAAAACUGGACAAGCAAAAUAUUCGCAUUCGAACCCUCCAAAACCAGAUUCAGAUGAAAAGUGAACGAUCUUCUCUGAAACGGAUGGAGGAUGAAAUCCAUCUGAACACGAGCUCUGAACAGCGAGACUCACCUGUUGCAGUGGCCUCUGACUGUCAUGAGUUGUUUCUAAGGGGUGAGACCUCAAGCGGGCUUUACGCCAUCCAGCCAUCUGACUCGCAGCCGUUUGAGGUCUUCUGUGAAAUGACACCCGAGGGUGGAUGGACAGUCAUCCAGAGACGCCACGAUGGAUCUGUAGACUUUGACCAACUAUGGCAGGCCUAUGAGAGUGGCUUUGGAAGCUUGAAUGGUGAGUUCUGGCUUGGUUUAGAGAAGAUCCACUCUGUGUCUAAAGGUGGCAACUACAUCCUCAAGGUUCAGUUUUCUGACUGGAGGGAUGAGAGUCAGACCAUGACGUACCCAUUCCAUCUGAAAGGUGAGAAGAGUAACUAUUCUCUGCACAUUCUGGAGAGGCAAGCCGGGAACCUGGAGAGCUCUCUCUCCACUGAAGCAUCCGGAGUUCCCUUCUCCACCCGCGACAAAGACAACGACCAGAAGAAUGACCUCAACUGUGCCAAACAACUGUCAGGUGGUUGGUGGUUUAGCAACUGUGGUCGCUCUAACCUGAACGGCAGGUAUUUUGUAACCCCUGCACCAAAGCAAAGGCACCAGAGAAAACAAGGAGUGUUCUGGAAGACUUGGCGUGGUCGUUACUACCCACUGAAAACUACCACCAUGAUGAUUGCGCCCGCUGAUAUUGAGAACAAGUCAUAGGUUCAUCUCUGAACCAAUCACUCAAGAGACCUUAACCAAUGAUAUUGAAUGGAACCUGCCAUUCAUAACCAGCCAAAAUAACUGACUGGUGCUGAAAAGUACUAAAGCUCUAUUAGGAGUGUCUUCCAAUCUUCAGAUUGUUAGUUAGACCGUUGAAGUCUGAAGUAUGAACAUCUAUGAAGAUGUGAGAUGGGUGGACACUAAAAUCACAGUCUGAGCAAGAAUUUGUUCUGUUAUCUAAUGAGAUUGGGAAUAACUAAAUGUGCCUGCAGCUCUGCAAGAAGCAGCAUGUAUUAUAAAUUGCAGGCCACUGUGAGGAUCUGCAUCAUGUUUAGACAUUUCUGGUUGGGAGGCGCUAAAAAGAGCUGAUGGUUUAUCACCAUUGCGAGCACUACCAACAGCUAAAAGAGCUUGAGGGGAAAAUUAGACUCACAAAAAGAACCUCUUGCCUCUAAAAUGUGGACCAUAUAAGCUAAAAGCCAGUUCUUUUGAAAAUACUUAUAGUAAAGGCACUGUGUAUCUUAAGGCAUCAUCCACAGACAAAGACAUGAAUUAGUAGAUCUGCAGAACUUUGAAUGAUUUUUUGCCUGUGGGUCAUUUCAAGUAUACAAAUUUGCCAGCUAUUUUCUGGAACACAUGCUAUCUUUCAAAAGCUUAAAUUAUCUGAGACUACUUGAGAAAUCUAAAGAGGAUUUCCUGUGGAGUUAUUUUUUCAGUCACAUUGACUGCCUUUAAAUGUCUAUAGUUGUCACUUCUCUGUAAAUAACUGAAAUAUACAUUUAGCAUUACAGCUGUUUUCUUGCCAACAUUGAAAGGUCAUGCUUUGAUUCCCAUAUUAUUUAAAUGUUGUACAAAUCAUUGUUUUUCUUUUGCUUAUAAUUUAUGUUUCUCAAAAAAGUUAUACAUUUUUUUUAUUGUUUUUAUAAAAAAUGUGGCCUCAAUGAAGAGGACAAUAAAUAUUGAUUUUAUAAAAAAAAUAAAAAUUGUCAUUAAAGUUCACAUCUUGCAGCAAAUAUU
Molecule: messenger RNA, 2433 nt
Organism: Xyrauchen texanus (razorback sucker)
Lineage: Eukaryota; Metazoa; Chordata; Actinopteri; Cypriniformes; Catostomidae
Product: angiopoietin-related protein 4-like
Exons: 7
Coding region: 34-1416 (460 amino acids)
Biological process (GO): triglyceride homeostasis
Molecular function (GO): enzyme inhibitor activity
Source: RefSeq, a predicted model, not a curated record